Messenger RNA from Aaosphaeria arxii CBS 175.79, 1548 nucleotides. RefSeq lists its product as uncharacterized. The record is from RefSeq and is a predicted model, not a curated record. NCBI's taxonomy places the organism in Eukaryota, Fungi, Ascomycota, Dothideomycetes, Pleosporales. The coding region runs from base 122 to 1375 and encodes 417 amino acids. The transcript has a single exon.
GACGAUGUGCACGGGUGCGAAGAGAGGGUACUUGAGGACGAGGCUGUUGCGCUUUUUGAUAGGAUUCAUUUGACUUGAUAUCAAGUCCUUUUCUCAUAGUUUCCCUCCACAGACAGAAUAGAUGGCCUCUACUGCGAUGGCAUCGACACCGUCACGAACCCUUCCUGGGCUUUUCUCACCAUCCGAUAGUCUAUCUGGCAUUGAUGGGACAUUUGGACAUACAACCUCACUUCCUCAGACCCCAAAGACCGCACCUACCCUACGGCAAGCAAAAUCGUGUGAUAAUUCGCCAAAGGACUACACUGUCUCAACCUAUAAUCGCUUGAAUCUUCAGCGACCGCAUCUUGCCGAGGCAAACAGCGAGAGCGCGGUGCUCGAUAUCCAAGAGAUUCGCAGACAUUUGGAAUGGAAAGACAUCGACAAGAGAAGCCGAGGCCAGGCAUCUGGAGCGAAGUCGACAGGCAGACGAGCAUCGAAUCCCGAAGGCAACAAUCGCGUACAUAAACGAACGAAAUCAAGACUUUCCGAUGUAGGCAGCAGUGGGAGCCCAAGACAACGGGUUCCGCCUCGUGGAGACGACCCGGAUCCAUCGACCACGAAGACCACACCGAUUCCUGAGGUCAAGCAGGCCAAAGAAAUCAAAAUCCCUGAAACUGCACGGGAAGUGCAUGAUGAAUUGCAAUCGUUCCUACGAAAACAAUUCACCACGAACAACUCCAAGGGGCAUAUCUAUAUUUUUCGUGACAUGGUCCACGGGAAACGCAUCAAGAUCGGGUCAUCGGAUAACGUCUCUCGCCGCAAGGGAGAUAUUGUCCGGGAAUGUGGUAUGGAGCUGAAGCUCAUGCAUGUCUCGCAAGCAUGUAUGAAUCGAAUCAAGACUGAACAUCUGAUUCAUCGCGACCUUGGUGUUCACCGUCGACCAUUCUAUUGCAGCGUUUGCGAGAAAAUGCAUACGGAAUGGUUUUCGUUCCCUAAUAAGUAUGCCGAAAAAACAGUUGACAGGUGGGUAGCGUUCAUGCAGCAUGAACCGUAUCAACAAUCAGCAAAACUGAAAGACAUGUGGGAACACGUCAUCUCCAGAAGGAUGUCACGGUUCCAUAUCGACAAUAAAAUUAGCGACGCCAGGAGGUGGUCGCAUUGGGAGUCUAUUUUGGUGCCUAUAACGAUGCUUGAACAGCUCAUGUAUGUAUAUCAUACCAGUUGGCCGGGUCUUUGUUUCUUAUGGCAAUACAAUUGGCAGAUUGCCGUAUUUGUGCUCGGUACAAGAUCGUGGCUCUGGGAACGGACCGUUUUCACUUUCUUUCUUGCGGUUGUCUCUUUCAUGUGCUCUUCUUUUAGCAUCUUUUCGUCAAUAGGAAGCUUGAAUAAGCUUUAGCUCACCCAAUGAACCUUUUCAUCUCGAUGGCAGACUCUUUGUAUAAUAUUUCACCGCCCUUGGGUUUCUUUCAGAGCGAAUCCAGCCUUGAUAUCUUCGUUCCUUACUACUAUCCUUAUUUUGUACAAAUUUAGUACGUACUACACACACUAGAAAGAGGAUAAAUGUAUAAC